This is a messenger RNA of Acanthoscelides obtectus, 399 nucleotides long. Lineage: Eukaryota; Metazoa; Arthropoda; Insecta; Coleoptera; Chrysomelidae. The record is from the annotation of a GenBank genome assembly.
AUGUUUCAAUUCGUAUCCAGUGAUUCAGCAUCUCUAUUUCUUGUUGCAGUUCCUCCUGACAUUGAUGACUCAGAGACAAGUGGCGACAUUACAGUCGCUGAAGGAGAAAAUGUGACGCUUACCUGUAAAGCAACUGGGCAUCCCCAUCCACGGAUCGUGUGGAGGAGAGAAGAUGGCGGAAGUCUAAUCGUGUACACACCUGACAAUAAAAUUGAAAAAGUGGAAACGUGGAAAGGCGAUAGUAUCCACUUGGUUAGAGUGGAGCGACGUCAAAUGGGCGCCUACCUGUGCAUAGCCAGUAACGAUGUUCCACCUGCAGUCAGUAAACGAGUCACACUCCAUAUAACAUGUAAGCAAAGAAGUUGUUAUAUUUUUACCAAAAGAGUUACAGAUGUAUAG